UACAUUUUUUAUGACCCACUGAGAUUGUGCAUUAUUAGUCUGUUUCUCCAGGAACCUCAAUAUCAGUGUCCCACCUAGUGACACAUUUACAAUAUCCACACAAAUAACACAUUCUUAUAAUGAACAUAGUUACAUAAGAUAAGAGGAAAAGACAAAAAAGGAAAUACUGAUUAAUUUUAACGUUAUAUAAUAGAUGUCCAACUCUUUCCUAAAACAAUGUAAUUUAUCUGCCAGUUCAGGUCCCUCAUGCAGGGAAUUGUAGACCCCCAUUGUUCUUCAUUUGGCAUUGACUUUCUUCUCUUGUUACUGUACAGGUUUGUGCUAUUGAUUCAUUGUUUUCCCUCCCCAAGUCAUUUAUCAAUAGAUUGAAUAAUGAGCAUAUUCAUUACACAGGGACCCAAACUGAACCAAGUGGCUCCCAAUUUACUUCAAAUUUGCUUCUUGCCAUCCAAUAGCCUUCAGCUGUCAGGAGAAUUCUGAGGGUUGUAGUUUAAGACAACGUUUAUUCUGCCGUUUACUUUCAAACACUGAUUUUAAUGAAAGGGUUAACUCCCAGGAGUACAAAGUGCUGUUUGUCUUUGAUAAAAGGGAAAGUUCAGUUUCGUUUCUUGUUCAGUUGCUGUUCCUGCUCUCAGUGAUGGCGGCUGCUGAUCUGAGAGACGAGCUGAGCUGCUCCAUCUGCCUGAGCAUUUAUACUGAUCCUGUAUCCCUGCCGUGUGCCCAUAACUUCUGCCGGGGCUGUAUUGGGAGGGUGCUGGGCACCCAGGAGGGAUCUGGGCCUUAUUCCUGCCCUGAAUGCAGACAGGAGUUUAAGGAGCGCCCUGCCCUGCCCAGGAACAGAACUCUGGGGAACAUAGCAGAGAGAUUCCUUUCUGCUCAGCCCGAGCCGGGGGACACUGGGAUUCCCUGCACCUACUGUGUCCUCUCUCCUGUACCUGCUGUUAAAUCCUGUCUCCUGUGUGAGGCUUCUGUGUGUGAGACCCACCUGAGGAUGCACAGCAAGUCAGCGAAACACGUCUUAAUAGAACCCACAAUGGACAUGGGGGACAAGAAAUGCUCCGUCCAUGAUGAACCCCUGAAAUAUUACUGCUGGGAGGAGUCUGUCUGUAUCUGUGUAUAUUGCUGGGUGUCUGAGGAGCACAGGGGCCACAGGGUGGAGCUGCUGAGUGAGGCCUCUGAGAAGAAGAAAGAGACACUGAGGAAAGUUGUGGAGAAACUGAGGCCAGAGAGAGAGGAGACUGAGAGAGGAGCCCAGAGACUGCAGGAGCGCAGGAGAGAAGUGGCAGAAAAAGCAGCCGGUGAGACAGAGAGAGUCACUGCCCUGUUUAGAGACAUCAGGGAACAGCUGGAAGCCCUAGAGAAGCGACUCCUGAGUGACAUCUCCAGCCAGAAAGAGAAGCUCUCACUCACACUCACUGAUCUGAUGGAGCAGCUGGAAAUAAAGAAGGACGAGCUGUCCAGGAAGAUCCGUCACAUUGAGGAGCUGUGCAACAUGGCAGAUCCACUCACUGUCCUACAGGAACGGGAAUCACAUGGAGCUGCAGAUAAUGAGGGGGGCAGAGAGAGACAUGAUAUAAAGGUCCCUGCUGUAGGGGAUCUGGAUGUGGAUCUGAUCUCAGAGACAUUACUCACAGGCUUAGCUUCCAUUGGGACUGGGGUAAAUUCAAAAUUAGCCCAUCAUUUGGGAACAUCAACCAGUGGAGGAGAAGGCUCAGAACUUUUUGUGUCAUUGAUAAAAACAAUACCAAGUAUUUCCCCAUUAAAUUCUAUUACUAACAGUAGAUUUGACUCUGUAUAUGGGCAGGAGGCUACAGACCUGUUACUGGAUAUAAACACGGCUCAUAAUAAUGUAUCUCUAUCAAGGGACAGGAAAUCUGCUUCCUACUCACUAACAGAACUACAUUACCCACAAUCCCCAGAGAGAUUUCAGGAUUAUGCUCAGACUUUAAGCAGCAGGAGUUUCCGCUCAGGGCGUCAUUACUGGGAAGUGGAGGUCAGUGAAUCAGGGGGCUGGGGGGUAGGGGUGACCUAUCCCAGUAUAGAGAGGAGAGGGGGUCAGUCCUGUAUUGGGUAUAAUAACAAGUCCUGGGGUUUGUACAGAUGGAAUAAUAAAUAUACAGUGAUACAUGACAGUAAAGACACAGAUUUACCCCACGUCCCUUCCUGCAGGAGAAUCAGGAUCUCAUUGGACUAUGAGGCCGGACGUCUGUCCUUUUAUGAGCUGAGUGAGCCAAUCAGACACUUACACACCUUCACUGUCACAUUCACUGAGCCCCUUCAUGCUGCAUUCUAUCUUUAUGGUGAUGGUACCUGAGUGAGAAUCAUUAAAUAAAUCCCUGCCCAGGGCUGGAGUCAAUGUUUAUAAGAAGCAAAUCUGCUGUGACUCCCCUUACCAGUAAAUUAACCCUAUUAAACCCUUUUGAAGUGCCACCAUUCAGAAUACACAAAAAUACUGAAUAGACACUGAUUAGUUCAGCCCUGCUAAGUAUAUUUUCCUUAUCACCUGGCUGCCAGAUUUUACUUAUCAGUACUGAGCAGUUUCUUACAUGUACUUGGCCAGUGAAUUAUAAUGUGUGGCUAUGAAGGACAGAUAAUAAUAAAGUGACGUUAUACAAGAAUGUUCAUGUAUCCACUGAUCAGACUGGGCCCAUAUAAUAUUGAAAAAAUCACUGAUGAUCUUAUUGAUGUUCUUCAUCACCUUAAUUGCCCCACUUGUCCAGUGAUGCCCCUCACCUGGGGCUUUUAGCCAGUAUAUAUGGGUGGGCUACUGGGGAUCUUUCACCUACGGACCAGACAACUACUUGGGUUAAACUCUGAAUUAUAUAUCUAUCUUUUGCUUUAUAUAAUGAAACCUUGGUAUAUUAUAUUAUUGAUUUACUGUGUACUUUUACAUUGUAUCUUUAUAGUGUGUAUAUUAUGGAUGAGCCAUAUAUAACUAUAUAACUAUAUUUGGAAGCCUAUUGGCUGGCUUUGUAAACUCUGCCCAAACAACUUCUUAUUGGCUUCUUUUCCUUUAAAUAAUUUUUUUUGUCUAAAGAAAGUUAGUCUAUGAUUGUCUAUUGGCGAUGUGAAACACAUAAAGCAUUUAUUUUUUAUACAUAAUGUAAAAUACAUUUUUUUACUAUUUAAACAUUGGGCUCCUGGAUUCUACUUGUUGGUGUUCUGGAUUGGUGCCUGUCUACAAGUACAAUCUUUAUCUAUUUCAGUAGUAUCUAAUAAUAAUAUAUAUAUAUAUGCUUUUUGCAGGUACCCAACCCACUGCAGACUCAGUAACUCACCUGGUAGAGCCAUUGUUUCAGGUAUAGGAAGUUUACUGCCUCCUAUUGGUUUAUAUAUAGAUUUCCAUCCACAGAGAACUGUACAGUCUUUCCCAUAUAUUUUGAGACAUACCUUCCAUUUCUCACAAAUUGUAUGUAAGUAACUAUACCAGAGGGCUUGUAUUUAGGCAAACAUGGACGUGUGCAGCCUUUAUACAAUAAUCCCCCACCAGGAUAGAAGCAGAUCAUUGGCCAUUACUAAACUCACAGGUAAAUACAGACCAUCGACUUUUUCUGUCAGUUGUUGGAAACUAUUUUGUUUGAUCUACAGAACAAUGGGAUGUAAAUGG
Messenger RNA from Xenopus laevis (African clawed frog), 3607 nucleotides. Its product is annotated as E3 ubiquitin-protein ligase RNF135-like. The transcript has a single exon. Lineage: Eukaryota; Metazoa; Chordata; Amphibia; Anura; Pipidae. The record is from RefSeq and is a predicted model, not a curated record. The coding region runs from base 638 to 2314 and encodes 558 amino acids.